AUGGCUCUCGUUUACAAAAAAGUUGUCGUGAUCGGUGCCACAUCAGGCAUAGGCAGAGAGAUUGCUAAAAAGGUGGUUGAAUCUGGAUCGUCUGUCAUCGUUGUUGGACGCAGAAAGGAGAAUCUUGAUGAAUUUGUUAGCCAAUAUGGUGGUAAUAAAGUCAAAGCCAAAGUCUUUGAUGUGAUGCAACUACAGCAGGUCCCGCAGUUUGUCUCCGAAGUACUUUCCGAGGAUCCCGAUGUAGACUGUGUAUUUGUCAAUUCUGGAAUUCAACGUCCUUUCGAAUUUACACAACCCGAGACAGUCGACCUCGACAUCUUUGAUCAAGAGCUUGUCACCAACUAUACCGCACCUGUGCACCUAACAAAAGCUUUCCUUCCCCAUUUGCAGAAACAGAAAGCCAAGGGACAAACGGCUAUUGUUUACACGAGCUCACAACUCGCACUGAUUCCCAUGACGAGAGCCCCGAACUACGGCGCGUCGAAAGCUGCACUGCAUCACUUUGUCCUCGCGCUACGAAGCCAACUAUCCAAUGUAGACGGACCCAAGGUGAUUGAACUCUACCCGCCAGCGGUGCAGACCGAGCUUCAUGAUACAAAGCAUCAGCCUGAUCUCAAAGACGGGCACUUGAUGGGGAUGCCUUUGGACGAGUACAUCAACGAGACAUGGACUAGUUUCGUCCAGGGCGAGGAGCAAAUUGCGGUUGGAGGAGCUAAAGAGAUAUUUGACGCAUUUGAACUGAAGAGACAGGAAAUAUACCACCAAUGGAAUGAGCAGGCAGGACAAUUUUUGAAGAAAUUCCUCCGGGAAUAA
Talaromyces rugulosus is the source of this 813-nucleotide messenger RNA. RefSeq lists its product as uncharacterized. Bases 1 to 813 code for a protein of 270 amino acids. Gene Ontology annotation, molecular function: oxidoreductase activity. Lineage: Eukaryota; Fungi; Ascomycota; Eurotiomycetes; Eurotiales; Trichocomaceae. The record is from RefSeq and is a predicted model, not a curated record. The transcript has 2 exons.